Molecule: messenger RNA, 4023 nt
Organism: Porites evermanni
Lineage: Eukaryota; Metazoa; Cnidaria; Anthozoa; Scleractinia; Poritidae
Source: the annotation of a GenBank genome assembly
AUGACGAGUUUUAAUUUUGUGAGAAUCCUCUGGUAUUACAAGGUUUUAUCGCUGCUUAAACACGUCGCUGUUGCAGGUAAGCCAAUAACAGAAGUAAGAAUACAUUAUGUAUUAGAAAGACAAGAUAAGACAUAUUUCAAACACGAAAGGAUCAGAAAAAUUUCCCGUCGUUGUGUAAUGUCUGAACGUCCCAAGUUCUACGCCGGAAAAAGAAAAAAAAUUUCAGCAACAAACUGAGCCGGUACUUCUUUGGCUUUAUAUUUAGGAAGAAGCAAUUCUCGCCAGACCAUUAUUUUGUCAGGCAAAUUCAACCUUUCAGUAUAAAUAUUAACUUUUUACUAAUAUUAAAUUUUAAUGCCUGCCAUUCGAAUGAGGUAGAUUUUUACAAUAUCAUGUCUUUCGAGCUUCCCUUGAUAAUUUCUCUUGAAAAAAUUUAUGAGUGAUUUCUCUCUACCAUUCUUUAUAAAGUCUAUUCAAUUUGAUUGCCCUUGAAGACCUUAUAUUAUCGGAUGUUAACAAUAAUAUUUUUUUUUUUCUGCCCAUGCAUUGCUCAACAAUGCCAAGGGUUAGCAUCCCAGCUGUCUUAUCUGUCAAAUGGAGCGUUUAAAGGUGUUUACUUUUCAUUCCUACAGUGAUUUCUGGAAUUUAAAUGUUAAGAAACACAAAAGAAAAUCAUUCACCAAUAUGGCAGUUAAACCCGGAUCAAACUUAUUUUACGAGAUUAGCGCCAUUUUAGCUUCAUUUGCUAAAUCUAAUGAUUUUUUUCCCGGGGGCACUCCCUAUAAUGUGCUAUAAGGGCCGGGGAGGCUUUGCCCGAAAGGGGUACUUUUUUCAGGCUUGUACAGCCGCCCCCGAAAUGAUCCCGACCCCGAAAUGAUCCCCAACCCUUACAUGAUCCCCAAUUCGACCCCGAAAUGACAACGAUCCCGAAAUGAUCCCCAUCUCUCUUCGCGUCGACCCCGAAAUGAUCCCCAAUUAAUUCUUGGAAUGGAAUGGUAUUCCACCGCGGAAUUAUUACACGUCUGUUGCAGCGUUUACGUUCUUGAAUCGCAUUUAAAUUAUGUGAUUUUUUCAGUAGGACUUUCGUCAUUUAAUCGCCUUUAUGUCUACUUUUCAUCUUCAAUAUCAUAUUAAAAUUUUGAAAAGUGCUAAAACACCAUUCUUAAAAUCAUUAUCCAAGGUAUACAGUUUUAUCAUCAUUUUUAGAAUUUAACAUCUCUGCAAUUUUCUCUAUGACUCGGGCUAUAAUGACCUAAGUAGUUAUGCUACAAAACGUUAUGCAUUGGAAUGUUUUUAAUAUCUUGAUGUUAUCAGAUGCAGUUCAUGGUGUUGCUAAAAAUAUACUUGACUUUGUGUAUCAAAUAAUAUUUUCUUUUGAUCCAGUUCAAAGUGUAAUUCCAAAUUCGUUUCAUUAAAGAAUGCGAGCGCGUGACGAUUAUUAGUAAAACUUUAAUUAAUGUUGUGCAUUUUGCUCGAUACAUAGUUCUAGUACAGUCGACUCCCGAUAACUCGAACCUUCGAAGGAAAUCGAAAAAAGUUCGAGUUAUCGGGAGCUCGAAGAAAAUAGCCGAGAGUAAGGUAAAAAAACAGUUUUUACUGCAAAGUGAACAUUUUAAUCACAUUUGAUUGUAGAAAUGUCAAGUGAAAAUUAAAAGAUACUUUUAGAUUAUAAAUCAGACCGUAACGUAACAAAACAUAGCUUGAAUGACCUAAGUAGAGCAUGCGUUUUACUGUUUUGAGAAGUAAAGCUGCUUCUCGUUAGCCUGUGGCAAUCAACAUCAGCCUCCACUAGCAGACUACACUCCUACAACAUGUCAAUAGGAAAUCCAAAAUUCAAUGUUUCGGACGCCAGUAGACGGCUUUUUUCCCGACUUUUUAAGGGCUCAAAACAUUAUUCGAGUUAUCGAGGGUAAAAUUAUAUAGAAGAUGACCUGAGGGGAAACGAGAAUUGGUUCGAGUUAUCGAGGGUUCGAGUUACCAAGGGUAAAAUUGCAGUGAAUGUAUGACGGAAAUCCAGGGGAAAUCGAUUUUGGUUCGAGUUAGCGCGAGGUUCGAGUUAGCGAGGGCUCGAGUUAUCGGGAGUCGACUGUAUAUCAAAUUGCAUUCCUAAAAUUAAUUGGGGAUCAUUUCGGGGGCGACGUGAAGAGAAAUGGGCAUCAUUUUGGGGUCGAUUUGGGGAUCAUUUCAGGGUUGGGGAUCAUUUCGGGGGCUUUACAGGCUUCAGGUAUCUGAAAGGGUAGGGAUUUAGGCAUUCCAAGGAUAUGAAAGAGUAGGAAAAUUUGUCAUUUCGGUCUGUAGAAAGGCCCCAAUUAUGCAUUCUAUGGUUGUGAAAAAGUUGAGGUUCUGUUUUUGUGAUUUAUUUGUUUUUAAAAGACAAACAAGCUAUGUGGAAGAUUAGUCAAUAGAAGGUAUGAUGAAGGGGUACCUUCUCUGCCAAAAAUGCUACAUAAAAGGGUAAGGAGUUGGACCUAUGGGCAGAGCCUCAAGUAGAAAACGUUAUUGAGUAUCCCUCGGUUGAUAUACUUCUCAGUUGUUUGCGUAUAAAGCCAAAAAGGGCAGAUACGCAGUAAAAACUGUUUGUCUUUACCUUUCUUUCACAAGUAGGGUCGAAAUAGAGUGAGAGUAGGAAUGGAUGAAUGGGAAUUUCUCUGUACGUCCUGGUUAUAACUUAAUAAUCACCGAAGUUAUCAGAACUUUCCCCUUUUAUAAUAGGAAACGAAACUAUUGGGACAACAUUAUGCAAGCUUGUUCCAGGUGUUCAGAUAGCAGGAACGGCAAAUGAGCUGGAGAAAGAGCAAGGAUGUGACAUAGGGAGUGAAAGCGAAGUUUCCUUCUCUCUCGUUAUCUUCCUCCUCCUUAGUAUUUUUAUUUUUUCUUUCCGCUCAUUGACUUCGUGCCACACUCCACUACCUGAACGCCUGGGGAGGGGGGGACACUCAUAUGAAAGGGGCAGGGAUGCUCGUCGUCUCCCUUAGGAGUGUAAAUUUGGGAUUUUGGCCUCACUAAAGGUGUUCUGGACAAAACGCCAUUAUACUUAGCGGUAAAGGUCUCUUUUAGGGUUGCACGCGAAGAAUUAUAUAUAGAAAUAUAUAUUUUAAAUUUGUUUUAUUUACUCGAUUUAUGCAAUCAAAGUUUAAAAAUGGCCUUUUUUAGGGGUCAAAAGAAGGUUGAGCCACGCCCAGACUGGUCUCCUUUAGGGGUUUAAUUCAAAAUUUCGACCAGCAUCCAUGCCCAUUUCAUAUGGGAGCCUCCCCGGGCCUGAACGCCUGCAACAGUUACAAUGUGCAGCCUGCUCCCAGGCCUCUAAUUGGUUUAUAUACGCACGUGCUUUCUCCUCGAGAACAGCAUUGAGAACAGAUUUAAUUUUUCCACGUUUUUUCAAGCAAGUGCAAAGUGGGCGUGGAGAGCGAGACACCCCUAAAGGGGAAAGAGGGGAUAAAAUAUGACUGUUAUUGUUAUGACUAUUCAAGUUUCAUAUCACAUAGCAAAUAACCAAUAAUACGAAGUACAAGGUAUUUUUUUAAGUUUUCAGUCUCUACAAAGAUAAAUUGUCCAUUUGACGAAAAGAUAAUUGCACGUCAGCUUGCCAAAAAGAAACGAAUUAUAACGUUCUCGUGGCAAGAGCAAGAUUGUUUUUGCCACUCAAACAUAAAAUUCAUAUCUUUUCGCCACUGUGUAAUAUCCCCUAUUUAUCAUGAUAAUUCCACAGAUACAAUAGCACUUAAGUUUUUCACCCAACCGACGGAUGUAACAACUGCUGAAAUUACAAACGCCACAAUGUCUUGCGUAGCUAUCGGCUCGUCACCAGUGACUUACACAUGGACCCAUAAUGGCACAAUGCUGACACUCAGUUCCAAUACUGGACGACACAGAUUAAUGGGAGCAGAUGGAAAUUUAACUGUUAUUAACGUUACCUGGAAUGACGCUGGAGUGUACAGAUGCAUUGCAAGGAGCAGCAUGGGAUCAGCACUGAGUUUGAAGGCCGUAAUACGGAUAGCUUGUGAGUACUACCCUUCUUUAUAG